Rana temporaria (common frog) is the source of this 2443-nucleotide messenger RNA. Its product is annotated as NXPE family member 1-like. The coding region runs from base 477 to 2075 and encodes 532 amino acids. The transcript is spliced from 6 exons. The record is from RefSeq and is a predicted model, not a curated record. Lineage: Eukaryota; Metazoa; Chordata; Amphibia; Anura; Ranidae.
AUGGCCUUGUGUACACACGAUCGGAUUAGCCGACGUGGGACAUUUGUUGCCGGAAAGUUUGUCUGCACAGCGAGCAUUUGUUCAAUGAAAAGGCAAAAAAAGUUUGUCCGAUGGAGUGCACACACUGUUCGAUCAAACAAACAAAAGUCUGAUCUUGUUUAUGGGCCUUAAUAGUCCCCUCUAAUCUGUAUAUGGUAGAACACAAUGCUGUCACACUAGUACUUGCAUUUCAGUGAAUGGAAUGCUGUCACACUAGUUCUUGUAUUUCAGUUUGAGCAAUGUAUAUCUUUGUCUGGUUAAGUCUUUGACAGUAUUACAGUAUUUAUGACAAGUACAUAAAGUCCAACAUAUUUGAAUUGAGUAAACACUCUUUGCUGAGAAUAGUAACCAGUUAACCACUCUUCUGUACCUCUGAAUGUCACAGACAUUGUUAGACUAUUUCACAGAACACUCGAAACCAAGAACAUCCAGAUAGAAUGACAGUUGUACUAACAUAUAAGAGUCUACUAGUUAUGGCUACUGUAUUUUGUCUUCUCUUAAGCCUGAUUUACAAUCAAAAAACGAAAAAGUGUUUAGAGACAGAGACACAUACACCUACAGUCAACAAAAUAGAAAAAGAAUCAGAAAUUCAGAAGCUGGUCAAUGAGAUAUUCAAUCAUAUAGAUCAGAAGAUGCCUAAAGUGACUUUUUCCCAUACCAACCACACAACAAGUGCCAAAAAGAGCAAAAUGUUCAUAAAAAGCCCCAAAGAAAAGUAUUGUGUUGGAGAAGAAUUAAUAGUACAAUUUGAUGCAUAUGAUCAUUUAGGCCAAAAGAAAGCCUAUGGGGGAGAUUAUCUGAGAGCAAUCAUUUCCAAUCCUGAUAUACAAGCGAGAUCUUCUGGAAGAAUUGAAGACUUUAAAAAUGGAACAUAUCAUGUUCAUUUCACCUUAUUUUGGGAAGGUAAAGUGGUGGUAACAUUGUUUUUAAUGCACCCAAGUGAAGCCGUUUCAGCCCUGUGGAAGUCACGAAAUAGCUGGUAUGGUAAUGUUGACUACUUGUGCAAAUUCACUAGUCCAGGCAAACAAGUAGACACCAAGUGUGGCUUCAAUCUCAAUAAAGAAGAAGAACUGUGCGAGUAUAUAGAUGAGAGAGAUGAGGAAUACUUCUACUCUAUCAGACCCCAGAAUUUCAGUUGUGAUUCAUUGACUGGAUUCAUGAACUGGAAGACACAGGCUACCCAACUAUCUCCACUGGAAAACAGCCUGCUUGUCAGGUCAAAUGUCAGAUUGGAAAUUCCACAGCAAAUUCCUGAGAUUAUUGUAUCUCGGUGUAAGGAUUCAAGUUUAGAGACAAAAGAAAAAUGCAAACCGGGAGUGAAAUUAGAAUACCCCAGUGGAUAUGUUAUGAACAAUAUCUGGUACCCGAAGACUUGCAACAUGCAGACCUACCAUGAAGUAGAACAACUAAAUGCUUGCAUGAAGGGAAGGUUCUUCUAUAUGUUUGGGGACUCAACCAUGCAUCAGCUGGUAAAUUAUUUUGAAAUGAAGUUGAAAAACAUAAAAUUUCUCAAUGUCCAUGAAGAACACUGGUCACAAAAGCAUUUAGGCAUUGACACUGAAAGAAAUAUCGUUGUUCUUUGGAAACGUCAUGCAAGGCCAUUUAUUCAUCUUGUAUUCACAACUCUCAAAGAGGAGCGAACUACCCCACGUGAAAUUGACUUGAUAGGAGGAAACCCAUAUACUGUGAUUAUUGUCAACAUUGGGGUACAUUUCAGAUUAUUUCCUGUGCAUCACUAUAUCAGGAGGCUGUACAAUAUCCGACGUGCCAUAGAGCGCCUGCUUCUUAGAAGCCCAGAAACGAAAGUUAUCGUCAAGACGGAGAAUACAAGUGAGAUGGCAGAAGAAUAUGAAUCAAUGAGUGAUUUCCAUGCAUAUGUUCACUAUUUCAUUAUGGAAAUUAUCUUUAAAGAUAUCAAUGUUGGUUUUAUACAUGGUUGGGACAUGACUACUGCAUUCAAUUACAAUCAGAUUCAUCCUCCAGAAGAAUAUGUGAGAAAUGAGAUCAACAUGCUGAUGACAUAUGCCUGUAGCUAACCUGUCAGAUAAAGAUUCGUCAUUGUAGUUUUAUUUUCCCAGUUUUGCAUCAUACUAGAGGUGAAACAGGAAUAUUAUUAGCUACUGUGCCACUUGGCAAAAUCUGAGCGGAAUGCUGGAAAUCACUGCCACCCUUUGCUGCCCAGCAUAUUUUCCUGUGUCAACCCAGCUCUAUGAUUUUGACCACACCCCCUGGAAAUACCUAUCAUUUCCUUAUUGCUUUUUUAGCAGUGGUAUUUGGGGCAAUUUACUAAAUGCAAAAAGACUUUUAACUUUGCAAGGGGAAUUGCACUUUGCAAGAGAAUAUGCCACAGAGCUUAGUGAUUCAGGUGAAGUUCUACUGAUUGCUAUAAUCUAAUUGUGGACAA